CAGUUUUUAUUGCACUCGCUCGCUUGUUGGACUUGGAAGGAAAUUGAAUACAGAAUAGGUAUUCAAUUAAAAGUUUCGUAUAGUUUUAUUUAUUUUGCCGAAUAGGCGUUGGAAUAAGUUAUUCGAGUGAAGACUUGGACACGUCAUUAUAUUAUCACGAAUUCACGAUGGAUGCAAGAGCAGCAAAACUUGCUUUAGCGCGUCAAAAGUUGAAAAGUCAUCAGGAAAAGAAAUUGGUUUCUGUUCCUAAAGAAGAAACAUCAGAUGGACUUCAUCAGAAUGAUAUUCAAAGUGAAGCUAUAACUAAUGACACAAUUGAUUCAGUCAAUGUUAGUAAACCAGCCUACGAAACUAAUCCUGUUGAACAAUCAAAUCCAAAUAUGUCUUAUUCAAAAGAAAGCAAUAAUAACCAAAGUUCUCAGGAAGCUGAUGUAAAUGUUACUGAAAUUCUAAUAUCAAGCAAAAGAAAUCUAGAAAUACAAGUAUAUGAUCUGCAAACAAAGUUUACUCAACUUGAAAAUGAGUACACAUUGGCAAUUAAUAAUAACAAAUAUUAUAAACAGCAAAUCAGUCAAUUGGAAAAUGAGCUUAAAUCUAUUCAAAGUAAAUAUUUGCUAAUAACAGAAAAAGUUACAUCAAAAGAGAAGAUUAUUACAGAAUUAAAUACUAUAAAGUCAUCAAUUUGUGAUGAAAAUAAUAAUUUACAAGAGCAAUUGGAGUUUACUAAAACUAUGUUGACCAGUAAGGAAUCUGAAAAUGCAUCAUUGCAUAACCAGGUGUGCAAUUUACAACAUGAGCUGGAUGCCACACAGCUGCAACUGCAACAGUUGACCAAUGGAUCCAUUGCCCAGGUGACACAGCAAGCCAUGCAGCAGGAGGCCAGAGCAAACACGGAGGCCUUGCUACAAAAAAUUGCCAACUUGGAACAACAGCUCAUAAAAUUACAAAAGGAGAGAGAGCAAAAUAUUUCUCAUUAUGAACACUAUGUGGGUGAAUUAAAUGAACAGUUAAAAUCAACAGUUACCAAAAACCAUGAGCUAUCUGUAGAGGUUCAAAAUUUGUCCCUUAGAGAGCACAAUCUUAUUGAGCAAAUAAGUGACAUGGAAAUCAGGCUACAGCACAUGAGGCAACAUGCACCUUGUGAGGUGCAACCUGAUAAGGAUAAUUCUAAUGAGAUAAUUGAAUUACAAGACAAAUAUGAUACCUUACAAGCCCACUUUGAGGACUUAAGUAAAAGCCAUGAGGAGCUACAAAAAAAAUAUACUGAAAUUGAAAUUAAGUUAAAGGAAUUGAAUGAAGCAAAUGAACCUGAAUGUGGUCAUGACAACAUUAGUCUAUCGAAACUAAAUGCCGAUAUUGCUAGCGAUAAACUUGCAGCGCAAAGGGCAACGGAGCAGAACAAAAAAUUAAAAACUGAUCUGCAGGAACUUGAAGAAGCUUUUGUGAAAAUUAGCACAGAUAAGUUAGAAUUAACUGAGAAAGUAGCAGCUGAGAAAUUUUUAAAUAGAGAGUUAACUAUAAAACUUGCUGAAAUAGAGGAAAAAGCCAAAGACAUGCAUACAAAACUACUUGCUAAAGAUGAAGAAAUGAUAAGAUUGCAAAAUAGUUAUCGGGAAUUGGAAAGAAAGAUAAAUAAUAUACCUGAAGUCGUGAAUACAGACAGCAGAAGGGUCUCAGAUUCAAUAAGGGGCAAUGACGUUAAUCAUGAAAAUUGUAGUCAUGGUCAUAACACAUGCGAGAAAGUUACCGCUGAUGACCACCACUUUCAUAAGGUUGAAGAUAACCAUGACAGCCACAGUCAUAACGACGCUGAUGAACAUAAAUGUCUUAUUGAAAGGAAUGAAAAUGAUAAAGGUAUAAAAAUUCCAAAGGAAGACGCGAUGCUAAAACUUCAAGACCGUUUCUUAAAAAUAAUGGAAGAGGUCGCAGAUUUAUCUGAUGAAAAACAUAGACUAGAACACAUAAUUCUUCAGUUACAAAAUGAAACUGACACUAUAUGCGAAUACGUGGCUCUUUACCAACAGCAGAGAAGCUUACUAAAAAAACGUGAUGAAGAGAGAAGUGCCCAGAUAAAAAUAUUCCAAACAGAAUGUGAUCUACUCAAAAGUCAACUAGAAGAAUUGAGUGGUAUUAUCAUCCGACUGGCUCAAGAUACAGAAUUAGCUACUUACUUCCAAGUAGAGCCGAGACAGAGUGAUCUAACUAAAGUAAUGAACCUAUUAUCAAAGCUGAAAAACAAUACUUUAGUUGAUCCACACAGAAUAAGUUCUGAAUUGAAGGACUUUUAUCCAUGUAGUUGUUGUUCUGGUAAACUAAUUGAUGUAUAAAAUUUAAUUAUUAAUAAAGAUACUUUAAAUAUUAACUCACAAACAAUACGGCUUUAUUAAUUUAAUUUGCGUCUGCCAAUUUCUUUGACGGUUUUUCAUUAUAGGUACUGAUAGGUUUCAUAAGGGACUUUGCAGGCUACGUUCCCUUAAAAAUAUAGAUGGCGCUGUUCAGAUUUAACGUGAUAAUUAGCUAUUUUGUAAUUGGUCGGGGGUACAUAAUUAUUCAAAAAUAUAAUGUAAUGGCAGAGGCAUACGCAAAAAUAAUUGUUGCUUGACAUUUGGAUCAGGCACGCAUAGAAUUAUGUUGCUACCUUAUUGUUUUAUAUUAUUUUGAUCAGAAUAAUAAUGGGUGCAAGAUGUAUUGUGUAUCAUUUAUACCCAAAAACUAAAUCUAAAGUUGCUUAUGUCUGUUAUCCAUGAAAUUGGAAGAUAAACACAAAUCUGUACAGCGCUAUCUAUAUUAUAUUUUUUGGGACGUAGCCUGGAAAAUUUCUCAUUGGAAAGUCGAGCGAGACUUUUAUUCAAGUAAAAAAACAAGGACACGUCAAGGUGACACACGAGUUGUUGAAAACAUUUUAUCGUUAAGUUGCUGUCCCAUCUUUUUUCCGUAUAGGUACCGUCAUUUUAACUUUUAUUACCUAAUAAUAUGUAGUCGCAAAGUAUUAUUUAGAGAUUGUAUAAUUCAAUUUUAAUGUCUUAUGCCUACGUAACAAUACAGCUCCUUAGAUCAUAAUUUAUAACAAAGAUAAGAAAAGCGAGAUUCAUUUAAAGCUUCAUUAGAAUUGUUGUACCUAGAUGUGGAAUGAGGGACUUUCCAGGCUUUGUUCUCCAAAAAACAUAUAGAUGGCACUGUACAGAUUUAACAUGAUAAUUACCUAUUUUCUCAUUGCAUACGUAAUUAUUCAAAAAUAUAAUGUAAUGGAUCAAAUAUGUAUAAGAAUAUGUUGCUAUUUAUAUUGCUUUUCUUUAUUUUGAUCAGAAUAAUAAUGUGUCUGGGUGUAAUAACAAGGGUCAUCAUUUAUACCCAAAAACAAAGAUAAAAUGCAUGUCUGUUAUUUAUGGAUUUAGAAGGUUAAACAAAGGCAACACUGAACUGCGCCAUCUAUGUUAGUGACAUCGUAAUGAAUACUGAGGGGGAUGAUUCAGACCAUGAUUCAGAGUUAAUAUCAAGUGGAAUUUUCCGUCAUGACAUUGUACCAAAUACUGAGGGGGAUGAUUCAGACCAUGAUUCUGAGUUGAUAUCAAGAGGAUUUUCCUGUCGGAAAAUUUUAGUGUUUUUUUUAAUUAUUUUCAGAUCCAUACUUUGCAUAGUUAACGUUACGACGUCACUAACACCCUCGCCUAGAAAGUCCUCAAUUUGCACUCUGAAUUCACAUAGAGGCCAUUCCUAUUGAUAUGGAACGAGCUCUGUUAAAAAAUCUAUGAGAGUCCAUUAGUGCCGUUUAUAUUAUCCUUGGCGGAGCGCUGUUCAAAUACACAUAUUUUUACUCGAGCUGUAUACGGUGUCGAAAUACGUAAGUUUUUCAUGGUGUAAAUAAAAUACAAACUUUUAUCUGA
Molecule: messenger RNA, 3884 nt
Organism: Pectinophora gossypiella (pink bollworm)
Lineage: Eukaryota; Metazoa; Arthropoda; Insecta; Lepidoptera; Gelechiidae
Product: golgin subfamily A member 2
Exons: 5
Coding region: 168-2327 (719 amino acids)
Biological process (GO): Golgi organization
Cellular component (GO): Golgi cisterna membrane; Golgi apparatus; cis-Golgi network
Source: RefSeq, a predicted model, not a curated record